Molecule: messenger RNA, 2688 nt
Organism: Striga asiatica
Lineage: Eukaryota; Viridiplantae; Streptophyta; Magnoliopsida; Lamiales; Orobanchaceae
Source: the annotation of a GenBank genome assembly
AAUAAAUUAAAAAGAUCCUGAUAUAAAGCUCUCGGCAUUUAACGCCAACCAAUAAGAUGAGUCCACGUCUCAUCUCCGUCGCCAUUUUUCCUCUGCGCCUCUUUUCCAAGCACAAAGCUGUGCACGCACCUGGCUUUCACCAAAAGAACCCCUAAAUAAAAAAACCAAAAACCCUCUAAAUCACCCACUCAAAUUUCCUUAAUUAAACGCCAUUUGAACAAAAUCAAAUUCAAAACCCAUCCCAUUGGUAUCUCCACUUUCUCGCAGAAGAAAAAAUCAGAAAAAAUAAAUAAAUAAAAACAGCAAAAAUUUGGGAGAGGACUUUGUGUUUUUUAAUCGUUUGCUUUCACUUUUGUUUGCGCUGGUUUUGAGCUCGGCCGACCGAGGCCUUUCCUGAAGCUGAAGAUUUUUGAUUUUUUUUUUAUUUGUUUUUUUGUGGGCAAUGGCUCAAUCGACGAGGAGGUACCAAAUGGUGGGGGAUUAUAUGGUGGGCAAGCAGAUUGGCGAGGGUUCGUUCUCGACGGUGUGGCACGCGCGCCACCGUGCCCACGGAACGGAGGUCGCGAUCAAGGAGAUCGUCACCUCACGGCUGAACCCCAAAUUGCAGGAGAGCCUCAAGUCGGAAAUUUUUAUACUGAAGAGGAUUAAUCACCCGAAUAUCAUCCGAUUGCACGACAUGAUCGAGGAAUCUGGUAAGAUAUACAUUAUAUUGGAGUAUUGCAAAGGAGGAGAUCUUUCCAUUUAUAUUCAACAACGCCAAGGGAAAAUCUCUGAGGAAACUGCAAAACAUUUUAUGCAGCAGCUCGCGGAGGGUCUAAAAGUUCUUCGUGAAAACAACCUUAUACACCGGGAUUUAAAGCCGCAGAAUCUCCUCCUUUCCACAAACGGUGACAAAAGUGUCUUGAAGAUUGCCGAUUUCGGAUUUGCCAGAUCUCUACAACCUAGAGGCCUUGCCGAAACUUUAUGCGGUUCACCUCUUUACAUGGCUCCAGAGAUAAUGCAGCUCCAAAAAUAUGAUGCUAAGGCAGAUCUCUGGAGUGUUGGUGCCAUUCUUUUCCAGCUUGUAACCGGAAAAACCCCAUUUACUGGAAAUAAUCAGAUAGAGCUGCUCCAGAACAUCAUAAAAUCGACUGAAUUGCAAUUUCCACCAAAGGCAGUGGAUUUGAAUCCGCUCUGCAAGGAUUUAUGUAGGAAAUUACUGCGUCGUAAUCCAGUGGAGCGGCUGACAUUCGAAGAAUUUUUUAACCAUCCGUAUCUGUCAAAUGAGCAGCCCGUUGAGUUCCUCGGAAAUAAUCAGUCUCAAAGAAAGACCGAUGUAUUUUCUCUUUCCACAAGGAAUAAUACAGAUCAAUCUUUGCAAGAAGAUUGCUUGCCGUUCAGUCUGGAUGAAGAUUCGAGUCCCUCUUACCAAACGAAGCCCACUAUGAAAUCAUUAUAUGGAUUUUCUCCCAAAACGAAGCACGAAAACACGAAGGAUGUAUCUAACAUUGGAAACAAAACAGACCCUUCAACAUAUAGUGGAAUUUUAAAACCCCGUUUUUCUGAAGGAAUCCUCGCGAAAGAGUCUCUUAAAACCGCUAAGAGCCCGGUAAUACUAGAAAUAACUAAUCCGAAAGUUACAGACUCGCUCGAGUCGAUUGACCAGGAUUAUGUAAUUGUGUCCGGUCCUCUAAUGGACUUAUCAUCCAAAACCGGCACCAAACCUCUUUAUUCCGAGAACGUGGGCCCCACGAGUGCUCCAUUGCCAAUAGUUCGUGGAGCAAAUGGUGGGCUCGAUAAUCACACUGGAAGUGUCGAAGGUAGACAAUUAUCUUCUCCCGAGAUUUCAGAAGGGUCAAUAGACGUAAUAACAGACGCUUUAGAUCAACCGUCAACCGACCACACAACAAGAAUCAGUUCCUUGCGGCAAUAUGCAGCCGUCAUUACUGAACUAGUUAACGAUAAGAUGGAUGGAGGAAAAGAGGUCGAAGCCUUUUCGGUUCAGCUUGUGAUUCUUGCUAUUUGGAAACAAGCGUUGCAUAUUUGUCAUACUCAUGCAGCUUCGGCUGCUGACGGGAGUCCCGGCCGAGAGAUUACAGAUUUUCAAGAGUCCAUUGAUAAUACGACUAAGGCACAAGGGCCACUCGAUAUCUGUUCCGAGAUAGAGGGAGCAUUUCUUCACGAGUUCGAGCGAGCUGAGGAACUUGCUAAACUAGUGGACCAUGGAAAUGUGGAGUUGCCAGAUGCAAUGGAAUUGGUAUAUCAGUCUGCCCUUGCAUUAGGUAGACAUGGAGCGGUGGAUGAAUAUAUGGGAGAUAUCGAGAGUGCUGUGAUCUUCUACUCGAAAGCAUCGUGUUUACUAAUGUUUCUCCUGGUCGAAGCUCCGUGCCUCAUUUUGAAUCCGCCAUUUUCGUUGACAAAUUCAGACCGUUAUCGCAUAAAAAAUUACAUCGAUGUCCUCAACAACAGGCAAAGUGUUUCCAGGUCCCAAAGAGUGGCUGUUCUGAAUAUGGAGAAUCAGGCACACACACUUACUUAAUCUUAUGUAAUAAAAAGCUUAAACUGGUUCGAAACAUGAAUUUCGUUUUUUUUUUUUAAAAUUUUCGGCUUUCUAUUUAUUAUUAUUGUUCUGUUAUUUUUGAUAGCUGCAUGUAUGUACAAAAUUAGUAUGUUAGUGUUCUGGACUUGCAUGUCAAGUUGUACAGAGGG